Molecule: messenger RNA, 1766 nt
Organism: Bactrocera oleae (olive fruit fly)
Lineage: Eukaryota; Metazoa; Arthropoda; Insecta; Diptera; Tephritidae
Source: RefSeq, a predicted model, not a curated record
CGCAGCCAUUCGCGGUAUUUGGUCUCUGCAUUUUCGUCUGCAUGUACAAAAUAUAAUUAAAUGUGUUUGUAAUAUAUAUGUACUAAAGUAUGUAUGUAUAUACAUGAUUACCUUUAGGUUUCAGAGGCACACCCGCUAUACACAUUUCUCGCCGCUUUAACAAUUCAACGAAUACAACUUCCAAGGUCAACAAAGCGGCAGUAAUAGAUUGAUUUUCUUUAACGCAAUGCUGGACACAAAUGCAUUUUAAUUAAUACGAAAAAAUCAAAAAUAAUACUUAUGUACAAAUGUAUAUUGUAGUUGAACGUCAACUAUGACAUAUAAAGUGCAUAAAAUUACACAUACCUCAAAAUGUCCAAUGAUAUCCAAAAGAUUGUUAGCAUUACGUCGUGAAUUAAGGAAAUCGUUAGCCUUUGCACGCAGCUCCUUGGAUAUUUGGCUACGUAUAGCUCCAGGAUUUGCAACAGUUGCGGCUGAACCCACAGCCGUGGCCAUUUUACGCAAUUGGCAACUACAAAUUGUGAUCAACACGUUUUACCGUGUACUGAGUGAAGAAAGCAACAAUCACAAUAUAGAGGUAAACAAACGAGGAGAAAAUCUGGAAGGGUAAUGAACGGUGUUACGUAUUUCAAGCCGGUUCCAACUCGUGCAGCUUUAGUACUACAACAAAAGAAACAGCCCAAUAAAUUUCAGGCUACAGUAUUUGAAGAUCCUGAUAAAUCAAACGAUGAUGUACAGGAAUACAACAAGAUGUCAGGAAGCGGUGUCUCCAAAAGAUGUAACACUAAAGAUGUAGCAGAAGAGUUCGAUAUUAAGAAUGCACGCAACGAGGUUCUUCGGUUUGCCAUGAAUAAUCAACGCGUUGCCAAAAACAAAAAAAAAAUGGAAAUGUUCCAGCUCAUGAAGAUGGGAGGAAAGGCACCAAAGAAACCAUACAAAAAUUACAAGGACCUUUUGGAUGAACGCAAGCGUUUAAAGAUCAUACGUGAGGAAAGAAAGAAAUUUCAUCAGUUAGGCAAAACUCAGACUGGUGCGGCAUCUGUUAAAUGUCGAAGUAAAACCAAGUUGGAGAAGCAACAAAAGAAACGUGCACCUGUAACAGCAAUAGACCAAAAUUAUGGAGUUGCAAAGCCAAAACUGAAGAAAAAUAAAUAAAUUGAAUACAUUAUUGUACAUAUCUAUAAUUUUAUCAAAGAUAAUACAUAUAUUUUAACAAUAAUAAUAAUUCAAUUAUAACAUCGAUUUAAUAUAUCCGAUAAAAAAAAUCGAUUGAAUAUUUGAAUCACUGUGUACAUUCUGACAUUUAUCAGCUGUGAUUACGUGAUUCGCACGGGCAAAGUGAAAUUGUUUUCAAAUUCGCAAAAAUUAAUAGUAAAUAUUUAAUAUGUUCCACCGAUCCCGUUCAUUGUGUAGCAUUGUACGUCGAGGCUAUAACCAGGCGGCACAGGAUAUGGCUGGAGUAAAACCUCCGAAGGGACCAGGAGGUAGUGAUGGUGUUAAUCCCAAUGUGCCAGGACUGAGCAGCAACAUCGUCAAACUAGCAUCCGGUCCACUCGGUCCCGGUGCUUCUCAGAAUGGUGAAUAUAAAGUCCCGGAAUAUUAUUCAUUCAACCGCUUCAGUUACGCCGAAGCAGAAGUGGAAAUAGCAAAAUAUCGACUGCCCCAACCUUCCGCACAUCGAAAGUAAUCAGCAAAUAAAAAUGAAUAGAACAAUGUGAGAAUAAUAACUAACAUUAAUUAUCAAAAUAAAUAAUUCAACAACUAUA